UUUAGACGUUUGACAACUCAGCACACGUUGAAUGGCACUGACAGUUUCUGUAUAAAUUAAUACACAUUUUCGAUAAACAACUGUAAAUCAUUUAAAUGGCUAGUCCUAGGACAAGACGUAUCUUAAAAGAACUGAAAAUAAAAACCGAUAACAAUAGAUGUUUCGAAUGUGGGGGCCAUAAUCCCCAAUGGGUAAGUGUGAAUUAUGGAAUAUGGAUCUGCCUGGAGUGUUCAGGAAAGCACAGGGGUUUGGGAGUUCAUUUAAGUUUUGUGAGAUCAGUGUCUAUGGAUAAAUGGAAAGAUACAGAAUUGAAGAAAAUGGAAGUGGGUGGUAACAAAGAGGCUAGAGAAUUUUUUGAGUCACAGUCGGAUUACAAAAGUGAUAUGAGUCUAAAGGACAAAUACGACACACGAGCCGCAGCUUUGUACAGAGAUAAGAUUUCUUGUAUGGCUGAAGGAAAACCGUGGUCUAUUGAAAUGUCCUCAGCUAAAAAUUACACAGCCCCAAAACCAAUGUACAAGAUUAAUGACAGCUUUGAUAUAGACACCAAUCGUGAUGACCAAUUUGAAGACGACUUUGGAAAAAGCCAUCUUACACCUAGUCAGGGUGGUAAAUAUAUCGGGUUUGGAAGUGCACCUGUAGAAAAAGAGAAAAACGAUGUAUUUGAGAAUGCUUUUGGGUCUUUAUCUUCAAGAUUUUCUAGUCUAGCAACCGGAGCUUCCAAAUUUGCGUCAACUGCUUCUGAAAGAGUUUCUGUAUUUGCUGAUGUGGCGACCAAAAAGACAAAAGAGAUUAGUCAAUCGCUCAAUCAGACUGUUGUGAAACCUGCAAAAGAUAAAAUCGGAACAGCAAGUUAUUCGGGAUGGAAUAGUUUAUCAAUGUUCUGGAAUGAUAAAGUGGUAAACGCGGGAAGCCACACUGAAAGAGAUACAUUAAUAAAUUCUAAUAGUACCGGUAGUAACAAACAACAAGAUACAGACAGUGACAAGAAGCAAGAUUCAUUACUUGACACUGAAGAAGAUAAAUGGGGCGACAACUGGGAAAAUGAUUGGCACAGCAAUAGCAGUAGUGGAGGGAAAUCUUCAACAAACGAAGUAAAUGACGAUGAAGCCUUCGAAGCAUGGUUGAAUGAUGAAAAGCCAUCGGCAAAGCUGAGUCACAAUAAUACUGGUUAUGUGGGAAAAAAUAAAUCAAAGCAAUCCAAUGAUGAUUAUAAUUUGGUUGAUUUUUCGGACAGUCCAAAAGAUGGAAUAUUGAAGAAUGACUUUGAUAGGGAUAAUGAACAGGGUGGUAAUUUUAAUGAAGUGUGGGCCAAAGAUGACAGUGAUGACGAUAAUUGGAAAGCCUUUUGAUGCAGACAUAAAUUAUAAGCUUAUUAAUUUUAGGUGGUUAUAUGAUUUGUAACCAAAUAUAUCAAACUACGCUGGUCGGGUAUUUCAAUUGCUGAUAAAUUUUGUGUAUAUUAGAUGCUGAGACUGUGAUGCUCAUUUUAUGUUGUUUAUAUGUUGUUUACAAUGAACUGGUGAUGAAGCACUAUUACAAUUAUAUUACAAAAUGUACAUCCUACUAUUUCCAUUGGUAUUUUAAUGAUCGUUUCUUGUAAAUUUACAUCUCUACUAAUUAGAAAUUAUUGAUUUUUUAAAUAUGAAUGUGGUAUGGUGUUGAUUAUAGAUUUUGAAAAAUCUAUUCUGUCAGUAGGAAUUAUAAAAAUAAGUGGGGGGUUGGAUGGCCGAAUGGUUAGCGCAUGCAUGCUGAAUCAUAAUGUCUUUCAUUGAGUCAACUGACCGCAAGGUUUCGAUUCCCCAGUUGUACGUGACAAGAAGUAGGGUCGCCUGUCCAACCCCAUGGGUUUUCUCUGGGUUCUACAGUUUCCUCCCACUGCUAAAGAUCCCUAGCGCAAGUCAAUUGUUGAAAUAAAGUUGAACCAUAUGUUAGUCCCAAAAUGACCUAGUUUGUGUCAAGUGGGCGUUAACCCCAUUUCUCUCUCGAUAAAAAUGAGUAAAAGUGCUGUCGAUAAAAAUGAGUAAAAGUGCUGUCUAUGUCUUAUGUGUCAAAAUUGUGUUGUCACUACAGAGAUUAAUGUCGCUAAAUGCCAAAAAUUAGGAAAUGUUUGAAAUUUUAUUACUACAGUGCUAGAGAUUGUUUUGAAAAGCCAUACUAUAUGUGUUGUAUUAAUGAUACACGCUGGUUACAUUACGUGUAUUGAUAAUACUUUUAUAUAAAACAUGGAUACACUCAGUGCAGUAUAUUUACUGUUAGGAAUACACCUGUAAUACACAGUAUAAGAUAUAUUUAUUGGGAGAUGCAAUUGUAUUGCACGGAAGAUUCGUGUAUUAUUUGGAGGUAUACAUUAGUAUUUUACAGGAGACCGAUGUAUAUUCCCAAUGAGUUAUUGAGAAAUACUCUUGUAAUACCCAAUCAAGUGGAUACCCAUGUGUAUUAACUGUGAGUUAUUAGUAGUACCUUGGUGUUUAAAGUCUGCUUCAACAAUAGAGUUAUUGAUAGAACUGUUGUUAUAUAUCCAAUAGAUCAUCUAUAUCGACUGUGAUUAAUAGGGAGUAAUAAAUGACAUAGUAAUAUACAGUAGACCCCUUACAUUGACUGGGAGUUAUGGGGGAGUACUCUUGUAAUAUACAUAGAUAUGUAUAUUGGCUGUGAGUUAUACUUAUAGGGGUAGUACACUUCUAAUAUACAGUAGACUGUGAGUUAUAGGGGGAAUACCCUUAUAAGAUACAGUAGAUUGACAUCUAAACACUAUUCCGCCAAAAACAGACACCAAACCUACAGAGUGGGAUAGUGGAGUAAGGGGAGGUCACGAUAAGACGGGCCUAGCACCUAAACACAAACCCCUCAAAGAUGACAUCUACCAAACUAGCAGGAUAGUGGAGUAAGGGGGAGUUACGAUCAGACGAACUCGGCACCUAAACACUAUUCUGCAAAUAAAAACUAACACCAAGCCCAAAGAGUGGGAUCGUGGAGUAAGGGGAGGCCACGACAAGACGGGCCUGGCACCUAAACACUAACCCCAAACGAUGACAUCUACCAAUCCAGAAGCAGACGAAAUCAUCCAUCAAACGAUAUGUUUUAUAUUAAAUAAAGGGAAGAACUUCCCACUAAACCAAAUCCAUGGCCUAAUGCCAAAUGGAAAGAUUGCAAAAUCAUAUUCUAAAAACAGGAAUCAGCUAAAUUCGGCUCUCCUAUGUCUUGUCUGCGAUAUCACUUAUGUGGAAGCAGACGUUAAACACCAAGAACUACUACUACUACUGUGAGUAACUGGUGAAUACACUUAUAUUUGUAUAUUGAACAAGUUAGAAUAAUGUUGUUUUGUAAGUUGUAUUUACUGUGUUUCAUUGGACUAGAGUAUUUUUAUUAUAUAUAUAGUGUAGCAGAUAUCGUCCACUGAAAUCAACUGUUCUAAAUUGAGUAGCCUGUACAUGAUGUGAAAUGCAAAAUAUUAUCCUAUUUAAAAUAGAACCAAAUAAAUCCAUCUUAAAGGGUAUUCAAAUUCUAUGUCCAUAGAUAAAAAGUGACGAACUGGUAUACAUGGACUUUAUUAGUGAAAUGUACCAAAUUAGCUGGCAUUCCCAUAACAUAAUCCCAUUCAUAUGGUCAUAUAAUAUUGGAAGAUGAGUUAUUGAGCAUGAUGCUAAUUUACAAAAAAAGGGUAGCAUGUGUUAUCAUAUAAGAUGAUAUUAAUUAGGCUUAGUCACUCACUGUAAAUAUGGAAUUUUAUGUCUAUAUAGAUAAUUUUGAAUUGUCAAUGGUUGACAAAUAUAUGUCAUGAAAUAAAUAAUGCAUAUUGAUAUUACCAAGCAUGAAAUUAAAACGAACAGAAAUCAUUCACAAUAUUAGUAUUUCUUUAUGUAGACUAAGGGUGGCCAGCCUAUGGCACAAGUGGCUCAUUGGACGAUUUCAUGUUGCAUAUUUUACCAAGGGCCACAUUUUGAUGAUGAGAGGCACAAGGGUAUUCCACUUAUGAGACUCCUUUCAAUUCCCCACCUUCACGACUAAGGGAAGAUGAAAGUGUGCUUCAACACAAUUGAUCAAAGCCAAGGAUGAUUUUGAAUGUUUUAAGACUACAGUGCGUGUAAGAAAGGCUUAUAACAAUUCUUAAGAAUAUUGUACACCUUGGUCAGAGGCCCCUAGAUCUUGAUGCCUAUAGGUAAGUCUGGCACUGAAUGCAGUUAGUGCACCUCAUAAUAAUAAUGGUCUAAUUAAUAACAAAUAUGAUUCCAAAUCUCAACAGCUUGGGCAAAUCAAAACAGAAUCAAAAGCUAAAUACAAUGUAAAGUUUCUAUCUCCCUUAACAUUUUUUCUCAGGGUGGUGGGGUUUGGAUGGCCGAAUGGUUGGCUUGUGCGCGCUGCACCAUACGGUCUGUCAUUGAGUCAACUGGCAUGGUUUUGAUUCCCAAGUUGUACGUGACAAGGAGUAUGGUCGUCUGUCCAAACUCGUGGGUUUUCUUUGUGUCCUACACGCAAGCGAAUUAUUGAAAUAAAAUUGAACCAUGUGUUAGUCCCAAAAUGACCCAGUUUGUGUUACGUGGAUGUUAAACCCCAUCUCUCUCUCUCCUUUUUCUCAGUUGAAAGUUAAAUGGCACAUCUGAAGCACACAGGUAAUAUUUAGCACAGAAUGUUGAAGGUUGACCACCCCUUAUGUACUACAGUAACUUUAUCUUUUGUUUUAAUCAUAUGAGCAUUUAUUAAUGUUAAUAUAAAUUAUUGUAAAUCUAUUAGGCCUGCCAGUAUUUGAAAUGGGUACUUACCUUGGAUAUCUGUUUUAUGCUAUAUUUGUAAAUUACAAUUCAAGCAUUACAUAAUUGUUAAUUCAUAUAUUGUUAACUUUUGACAUGGCUGCAUAGGUAGAUAUAUUAAUGUUCAGCUGUUGUAUUUAUUGGAGCCAUUAUGAUGCUUACAUACAUGUGAAAUUUGUUAUAUUAUAGGCUCAUUGAGUUCAUUUCACAUAUUAAAUGUCUUUGUGUCCUGGAUUAAAAAAUCGUUUUUGUGCUCAUACUUAAAAUCUACCAUUCAUUUAUCAAAUAUUGUAUUUAUCUUUACUUCCCAUCCAACAUUCAGUACUAAAAUUGCUGACAUAUCACCAUAGGCGUACGAGCUGGGGGGGCGGCUGCUGGGAAAAUUUGGGCACACAGUUGUAUAAAAAAAUAUUGUGUUCUUGAAUGUGUCCAAUCUAACAGCAAAUUUAUUAUUAUUAUGUAACAUACUAAGAACCUAACUACAUUUUUUGGGCACCAAAAACCACCGCCCCCCCCCCCCAAUCAAAAAUUUCCCCAUACGCCUAUGCAUAUCACACCAACAAAAUCGCAUCGUGUGAAUCUCGAUUGAGGUAACUUUGCGAGAAAUAUUGCCAUGGUAUGUUGGAAAGGUAGUAAAUAUGAGAAUUUUUCAUAAAUAGAUUAUAGAUUUAGAAUCAUAAAGGUGUUAUGAUUUGUAGUCCAUGACACAAAGAUAUGAAGCAUCUUCUCAAUUGUCCAGCACAUUUAGUACAACAUAGUGGCCCAUGAAGCCAAGUUGAAGGCAACAGAGCUUUAAUGGUUCCUGAACAAUUUUGCACAUGAUUUUGAUGAUCUGUGCCACACCCACAUCAGAACAAAGCGGAGGGGGCGUGGCAUGCCAUGGUAUACUAAGUAUGUUGUAGUGAUGAUGUGAAGAUGUAUUUUUAAACCCAUUGUAAAUACUCCAUAUAAUUAUUAUAGAUUCGGGAUGUAGAUAAGAGUUGGACUUACAAUAACCCCCUCUCUUUGAUCUGCAUCAAAAUUUAACAUUUAUGGCCAAAACAUCCAUAAGCCAAAAAUGGAAGUAAAAAUUAGUGAAUAAACUAUUUCCUACCAUGAUGUACAGUCCCAAAUAGCUAGAAAGUUUAUGGCAUUUUAAUCACAUUCCACCUGCUAUGAACACCCCCACCAUAUAUUUAGUUGAAUUUGUUGUAUAUGUAAUAUUGUCACUGUUGUACUAUUUUAAACCAGGCUUAUGGGAAUAUCUUGACACAGUAUGAUAGUAAACUCCCAUUUCCAGUUCAUUUUGGCGCAAGAGUACUGUGUGACUUUAAUAAUCUCAAUAAUUAAGUGUGGUAUUAAUAAAGCUAGUUUGCAUCAAUUAUUAGAACUAAUAUAAUUAUUAGACAAAAUAAUGCUUGUCAUCCCUACACAUGGUCACACUCAACUUAGCUUCUAGUAAUUGUAACAGGCCAAUGUUACAAUAACAUACAAGUCUAAUAUUGGUCACUAAGGUACAACACGCCAGAUCAUUCAAAGGUAUUAUAUCCUCAAAGUCAAAAUAUAUACUAUUUUAAUGUUAAAUCUAUUAUAAUGUAAUUAAGCACUUCUGAGUAUAAGACCUUCAUGUAGAAUGAGCUGGCUUAGGCAAAAAAAAUUUUCUUUAUAAAGAUGGUGUUGUGAAACAAUAAUAUGUUAUAAUUAAUUGAUUGGAAUACAUUUUGGACUAAUACGUUUUUUUUCUAAAAAAGUACUUCAGUUGUGUAAACUCUCUUUCUCUUGAAAGUAAAUAUAGAAAUCCAGAUUUGAAUACUACGAUUAAUCAAACAUACGCUUUGAUUCUUUAUCCUGGUCAUACUGUGUGAAUAUAUCCAAGGAGAUGGUUUAUUACCAUAAAUGUUUAACCAAAAUAAAAGCAUAUUUACUACG
Messenger RNA from Patella vulgata (common limpet), 6659 nucleotides. RefSeq names its product ADP-ribosylation factor GTPase-activating protein 1-like. The transcript has a single exon. Gene Ontology annotation, molecular function: GTPase activator activity. NCBI's taxonomy places the organism in Eukaryota, Metazoa, Mollusca, Gastropoda, Patellidae. The coding region runs from base 96 to 1352 and encodes 418 amino acids. Gene Ontology annotation, cellular component: Golgi membrane. The record is from RefSeq and is a predicted model, not a curated record. Gene Ontology annotation, biological process: regulation of ARF protein signal transduction; regulation of endocytosis.